Messenger RNA from Nasonia vitripennis (jewel wasp), 3740 nucleotides. RefSeq lists its product as uncharacterized. Bases 146 to 2473 code for a protein of 775 amino acids. The record is from RefSeq and is a predicted model, not a curated record. The transcript is spliced from 2 exons. Lineage: Eukaryota; Metazoa; Arthropoda; Insecta; Hymenoptera; Pteromalidae.
GCCAUAUAGUAUACCAAACACACUUGCGACCUGUCUUUCUUACUGGUAACACGCACGCGUCGUCAGUCGCCCAGGACGAGGCCAGAAAGCAGAGGAGCAGCCUCUGAGAUAGCAGCCGAACAGUAUCCGAAGCCACUGCAGCAUCAUGAGGUUUGCUCGAUCUCCAUUAUUUCAGAUUGCCUACAGUCUGCUGAUACUGGCGUCAUGCGUUGUAGCAGCACCAAAAGCAGUUACUAAAACUAAAGAUGGCGUCGAAGACGAUAACUAUUCGGAAGACGAAGAUGUGCCAAAAAAUCACAGAAAGCAGCUUGAAGAUGAAAUUGACUUAGAUGAUGCAUUUGAUACUGAGCAGCUGAAAAAUGAGCAACUACCAAUCCUGCCACCAAUUAUCCUUUUAGAUUUUGUAAAUGGCACGGAUGAUAACAACUCUACAUCCUCGGGUGAUGAAAAAUCUAAGAGAACAAUUGAUGGUAGUCUUGGUUAUGGUUUUAAUCAAAAUAGCUUGUUCUCGGGUAAACACAAUUUUUAUUUCCCAGCUGGAAAAACUGGAACAGCUGUUAGUAUAGAAGAGUCCAUAAGUCUUGCCCCAAAAACUGUCACUGAGAUUGAAAAACCUAUAACUGAAGAAACAGACGCCAAUAGUCCCCAGAAUGAGCAGGAAAAGAAAACACGUGAACCCCUUUUUGAAGCAUUACCUGACCCCUUGCCACUUGAAAAUGGACGUGAACCACCGCCGCUUUACCCUCCCUUUCCAAUGUUUGGUCAACGUACUAAACUUCAAAAGACAUCUUCAUCUGAUUUUGGACAGUAUCAAAGUCGGCCGGGAACAAAACAGUUCUCUAGUUCUUACGCCACAGCUGCCACUCCAGGAUCUGAAACCUAUAACAAGCUUAUUGCAGCGUACACAUCUAUGAAACCGGCAGCUUAUCAUACCGGUUCCUCUAGCUUUUCUAGCUCAGCAAAUAUCAAUGGAUAUGCUAGACCCAUGACAUCUUCAUAUCUCACUAACUAUAUGCCGGGUGCCUACAUAAGUAGCACCAGUCAGAAGUCUUCGUACAAUUCGAGGCCUAUGCCGUCUGUUAGUGCAGGUAGUAAUCAAGAAAUUAACUUUGCAAACUACCCAAGAUAUACUUAUGAAAAUGGAAUUAAAUACGAGCACAAAAUUGUUUGGAAAUAUCCAGAUGGUAAGAUUUCAGAAACACCGCCGAUGUCUUACACUAACUCGUAUUCUGAGUAUUCUGAACAACAGAAAAUUAACACAGCUAGCAUUAACGGCUUCCGACCUUCUACUCCUUACCAACCGAGACCAGGAAAUUCUCAACAAUAUCAACGUAUUCAAGGAUCUAGUUACAAUCCUUCUCUUGCAAACGCGCAAAAUAACAUUUAUUCACAAAGACCGGUUCAGUUUCCUAAGGAUCAAGAACAAAAAAACCCUAAUCAACCUAAAGAACCAAGUAGGUUUAUUUCUCACUCCUCAGGAAGUGCUUCCCCUGGAAAUCGAGUUGAGUCAGCAAGUCCUUACAAUUUUGCAUCUUACCAAGGACAAUAUGGAAUGAAACAGAGUCCCAAAUCUGCUGGAUAUAGAGUAGCAAGUGGGUAUAACAGUCCAUAUAAUAAUCAGUAUGUCAAUUCACAGUCAGCUCCAAAAUACUCCGUUGACAGUCCAGAAGCUGAUUAUACAUAUGAAAGUCCACAGGGACCCAAGGAAAAUCUGUUUUCAGCAAAUGGUCAAAUUAAUCAGCAGGUAUUAUCAAAAUAUUCGCCAGAAGCACAGCAAUAUCUAAAGAAAGUGUUUGACAAUGCAAAAACUUCCGCCAAAAUUGAAGCUCAUAAUAAUGUACCUGCUGGGUACGCUAAUACUGAUUACUCAAAUUUAUUAAAUUAUAAUCCUUCAAUAUCACAGUAUAUUAAAAACCCAUCAUCGAUUCUUAAUGCUCAGCCAACAUUUAUUCAGGCAGGCAACUCGCUUAUCCCAGUUAUAAUUCUUCGAGUUGAUGGUGCCCCACCCAUUCAACCAAAAGUAGGGUCUAACAUUAACCUCAAGUCUUUACUUCGCCAAUAUUUAACGCAAUAUGCUAAAAGCGUGUCGAACGUUUCCCAAAAUACGAAUUACGAUUUGGGUGGAAGUAUUAACGAUGGUGAAGUAUCUGCGUCGCAGCCAAAUCCUGUUGAAGAUCUUAAACAGCUAACUGAAAGUUUAGCAUCCCUGCGACAGCGAGGACACCAGGAUCCUGAUUUUACUACUAGCUAUGCACAUACUAGUACUUAUGAACAGCAAUCACAACAUAAACAUUUACCACAACAAUCACAGAGCAUCAUACCAGGACAAGAUUAUUCAACAAGUUAUGCAGGAUUUGUUAAGGAUUAUCAAAAAAUUCAUGCAGGACAACAAGGAAGAAAGUCUCAAAAAGUCAAGAGCGUACAAAUCAUUGAGGAUCCUACGUAUACUUCAUACAAAGUUGACAACAACUAAAACAAUAUGUCAAGAUAGUUGAAUGCUUUGAACACCUGAGUAAAGUUAGGACUUUUUCUCUACCAAGUCAGGAAAAUAGUUCUACAUCCACUCACUGCUCUCACUGUAGUGAGUAUUUUGAAAAAUCGCAUAUUGUACAUGGACAUUUUGCCAUCUUGUUAUGAUCUUGCCACAACUUACUUGCAGGGAGCACAGUCUACUUUCUCCCCUUGGUAUAUAAUAUUCUAUUAUUAUACUAAAGUAAAAGUCAUUUUCAUGAAGAUGCUUGUGAUUAUAAUUUUAAUAAAAUGGGCAUAUUGUUUUGAUGCAUGUCAUAACUUUGUUUUACCAUCAAAUUAAUAUACAGAUCUUUGAAACAUUUUGCAAAAUUUUCAACAUACGUCAAAAGAUUUUUCAAUUAAAUUUUCGUGACUCUCGCAUCUUUGAAGAAAAAGAUACAUGCAUAAAUUAUAAUCGAAAAAUAGAAGAAUAUUAGUAGAUAUGAACAUAUUGUUACCAGAUUCACAUCUGUAGUAUAAAAAAAUAAGUGCCGCCAUGUUACGAAUUGUAAAUUUUUCUUAAUUUUUUUGUUACAACUUAAUUUUUUUAUAAGAAUAUAAAGUUAUGAUUAUAUAAGAUUAAUUUCUAUUGAUACGUCAUAUUUAGAAAAUAAUGUUGUUAAACAACGUUCUUCAAUUCGUAUCAAUUUUAUAUACUAUUUUUUAUAGAUGAUUAUGAAUACAUCCAUGUAAAAAUGACCUGUAAGGGAUUCGUAAAAAAAUCGAAUUCAAAUUUAAAUAUGUUGAUCAAUGCUGGAAUUUGUAUGAUUUUUAUGCUUAAUUAUAUAAAAUAGUCUAUUGCUAUUUUUUUUAAUUAAAAAUUGUUGUAAAAUUCAAGAAAAACGAGUACUACUAUUAGACCUUUCAGAUACGUUUGAAUAAGAUAUAUUACUGUAUGAUCAACUCAUGUAUUAAUUUCUGUUUUAAUUCAUGUUCCCGCUUAUUGAAUGUAUUUGUACCAACUGUUUGAUAUCACAAAUAAGUUUCUUAUAUUGUACCUGACACUUUUUUUCUUAGUUUGUGAUUAUUAGCGUAUACUCUUCUACUUAUUAAGAAUUAAUCGUUAAAACGGAAACAAUAGUCAUUUGCACAAACUAAUAAGGCGUAAGUGAUUGACAUACGGGUGAUUAAUAAAGCUCACCAAAUUUUUAUACUUCACAAAGGUACCUUAUUAAUCAUAAACCUUUAGUGCUUUGUAUUGUUUUUAUUUAUAAGUCCUGUAAUUAAGA